AUGAGCAACGAACCCCCGUUGUUGCGCUGCCCACUUUGGCAGUCCAUCGUGGAGACGGAACCGCGUCUGGUGGAGGUCUUUGAGGCGUCCGUGAAGGAAUCCAACCGGUUCGUGGAGGUCUUCCGCGGGUGCGUCGAUCUCCCCGUGCGGGACUUUCGCCUCGCGGAGGUGAAACACGAAGAGGGCACGGUGCUAAGCCCGGACGCCGCCAGGGCGCUGUCAUUUCCGGCGGGAGGAAGGCCCUACCUCUUCCACCACCUCGCGGCGAUGCCCUUUGUGGUGACGCCGGGCGUGUGCGACCGCGGCGAGGGCGGGGAGAUGCACAUGAGAACCGGCGCCCUCCUCGCCCUCACCGAUAUGCUCACCUCCUUCCACGUCUGGGUGGUGAACUUCCCGCAGCCCGCGCAGCACGUCUCGAUUAGCCUUCAGUGCAAUGCCUGCAAACCGCUCGUGGCGGGACGGCAGUACAUCGCGAUUUCGCAGAUCGACCGGCUUGGCAACCGCAUCGUCUACACGAGUAUGGAGUUCAUCGAGGCGAACUGGCCGCCGCACGCACCGCCGCCGUCGUCGUUGGAUACGCUGCCGAAGCUGCGUGAAGCGUUGCGGCAUUGUGAAGUGGUGGUGAACGCCAAGCACACGAAGUCGAUCAUCCCCUCCAACGGGUUGAAACGAAUCGUCGAACCCGCGACGAAGACGGAGUCGGAGACGGCGAAGUAACCAUCUAGAUGGCAUCCCUCGCAUCGAAUCAAAUGGAAAAAAAAUAGGCAAAGUUACGAAUAAAUCCAUGUCCGAGGGGCUUAUACAACUACCCUGGGAGCGGAAAGCCUAGUGGAAAGUUUGAACUUUCGUGAGGUUAUUUACUUACAUAUGAAGGAAGUGAAAGAAACGCUCCUCCAUCCGAUUUCCAUUCGAUAUGAAUGGGGUAUUUUUAUUGAUAUCUAAUUAUUAUCAUUUCCUUUUAUUAUUGACCUUUUAUAUCCGAUCAAGUUUAUGAAAUUUGUGGGAGAGCGUCCGAAUGGUCGGUGUCAUGUUUUUUCUUUUCUAUUGAACAUUGCUUUAAUUAUCUCUAAUUCAUUCGUAAUCUCAAAAAAAAAAA
Phytomonas sp. EM1 is the source of this 1096-nucleotide messenger RNA. Lineage: Eukaryota; Euglenozoa; Kinetoplastea; Trypanosomatida; Trypanosomatidae. The record is from the annotation of a GenBank genome assembly.